Messenger RNA from Zingiber officinale, 2780 nucleotides. Its product is annotated as protein arginine N-methyltransferase 5-like. Gene Ontology annotation, cellular component: cytosol; nucleus. The coding region runs from base 377 to 2341 and encodes 654 amino acids. The record is from RefSeq and is a predicted model, not a curated record. Gene Ontology annotation, biological process: peptidyl-arginine N-methylation; regulation of DNA-templated transcription. The transcript is spliced from 24 exons. NCBI's taxonomy places the organism in Eukaryota, Viridiplantae, Streptophyta, Magnoliopsida, Zingiberales, Zingiberaceae.
CCGCAAUUAUAUAAAUCGACGGGUUCUUCGGCGUUGAGCGCGAGGUGAAACCCUGCUUAAACCCUAUUCCUCGCCGCCUCGCUGUUCUCCUCCUCGCUCCUCGGAGUUUGGUGGCGAAAGGAAGCGUCUUGUGUCCUUCUUGUCGGGAUCUUUCUCUGGAUUCUUUGUAGCCGUCUUUUGAGUCGUUGCUAGUCGACGAGGUGCUUGUACGGCGGUUCCUGGAUCCUCUUUCUUCCGCUUAGAUUUGUGGUCGGAAUUGAGCUGAAGCCCUCUGAAUUUAAACUUCACUAGCAGCUUGUACUAAAAAAAGGAGAAAGCAAUCACGUUCUAGCGCAUUUUUAUUCAGUGGGAGAAUUCAGACUGUUUUGAUUCCAAAAUGCCGCUUGGGCAGAGACCAGGAGACAAAAGUGAGUCACGAUAUUGUGGAAUUGAGACGGAAUUCCAUGAUGAUAUGCCUCAGCUGCUCACUUAUAGUCUUUCUGGUGGCUUCGACUUUGUAGUGGCUCCUCUGGUCGACCCUAGCUAUAGGCCUUCCAUCAGAAAUAACAAUGGCGGCGCUACCAUUUUACCUGUUUCAGCAUCUGAUUUGGUUCUUAAUCCUUCUCAGUGGAGCAGUCAUGUUGUUGGUAAAAUUAGUUCUUGGAUUGAUUUAGAUUCAGACAAUGAAGAAGUUCGAUUAGAUUCUGAAAUUACAUUGAAGCAAGAAAUUGCAUGGGCUUCACAUCUAUCGUUGCAGGCUUGCAUUUUACCCGCUCCUAGGAGAGGUUCCUGUGGUAAUUACGCAAGAUGUGUGAAUCAGAUCUUACAAGGAAACAACAUGCAGUUGUGGCUUAGAGUACCAUUGGAAAAAUCUGAGAUCGUGGAUGGAUCUACAGAUGCAGAUUGUGACCUUACUGGUGGAAGAAUGCUUGAUUCAUGGGAAUGCUGGAAUACAUUUAGACUGCUCUGUGAGCAUCAUAGUCAGCUAGGUGUAGCUCUUGAUAUUUUGAGUUCUCUACCAUGUAACAACUCUGUCUGGCGUUGGUUCGGAGAGCCUGUUCGAGCAGCUAUUGUUCAUACCAAUUCCUUCUUGACAAAUGCUAGAGGAUACCCCUGUUUAUCUAAGCGGCAUCAGAAAUUGAUAACAGGAUUUUUUAAUCAUUCUGUUCAGAUAGUAAUUUCUGGAAGCUUACUUCACAAUAUUGCUGGCGAUAGCGGCGAUGAAGUUUUGCCCGCUAUUGAUGAUGAUAGUCCCAUUGAAGCUUUACCUGCCCGGCAUGAAUUGAAGCCUUAUCUGGACUAUGUUGCAUACCUCUACCAAAGAUUGGAUCCGCUCCCUGAGCAAGAGAGGUUUGAGCUUGGUUAUAGGGACUUUUUGCAAUCACCAUUGCAGCCUCUCAUGGAUAAUCUGGAGGCUCAAACUUAUGAGACAUUCGAGAAAGAUGUAGUCAAGUAUAGUCAGUAUCAGAGAGCAAUUUGUAAAGCAUUGAUUAACAGGGUCCCAGAUGAGCAAGCAUCAACAACAAUAACAGUACUAAUGGUUGUAGGAGCUGGACGAGGACCACUUGUAAGAGCGUCUUUGCAGGCUGCAGAAGAAACAGGUCGGAAAUUGAAAGUUUAUGCGGUAGAGAAAAAUCCCAAUGCUGUCAUCACACUCCAUAGCUUGGUAAAACUGGAAGGUUGGGAAGAUGCUGUCACCAUAAUUUCUAGUGACAUGCGUUGUUGGAAUGCCCCAGAAAAAGCUGAUAUAUUGGUGAGUGAGUUACUGGGAUCAUUUGGUGAUAAUGAACUCUCCCCUGAAUGUCUUGAUGGAGCACAGAGGUUCUUGAAACCUGACGGCAUUUCUAUUCCGUCAUCGUAUACAAGUUUUCUACAACCAGUGACAGCAACAAAACUGUAUAACGAUGUGAAGUCCCAUAAAGACCUUGCACAUUUUGAGACUGCAUAUGUUGUAAAACUGCACCGUGUAGCUAGGCUUGCUCCUACUCUGCCUGUAUUUACAUUUGCUCACCCGGAAUACUCCAAUAAAGGCAAUGAAAGGUAUAAGAAGCUUCGAUUUGAGAUACCGUUGGACACUGGAUCUGCUGUGGUGCAUGGUUUUGCUGGUUAUUUUGAUGCAACUCUCUAUAGCGACGUUCAUCUUGGCAUUGAACCAUCCACUCUAACACCUAAUAUGUUUAGCUGGUUCCCCAUAUUCUUUCCUCUUCGAGAACCUCUCUAUGUUCCUAGAGGGUCUACAAUAGAAGUUCACUUUUGGCGGCGCUCUGGUGCUACCAAGGUUUGGUACGAGUGGUGUGUGACUUCACCCUCCACUUCACCGAUUCAUAACAGCAACGGUCGUUCAUACUGGGUCGGACUAUGAGUUCUGCACGCACCACUGUUAUCAUGUUCGACCGUGGGCUGGUUGAAUGCAAAGGAGCAUCCCAACCCCCGAUAUCCUCAAUCUCACAUCUGCAUUUGUGCCUGAAAGGCUGAAACCAAUAUUGGAAGAUCAAAACCAGCAAAACAUUACUGAAAUCUGUUAACAUGAUGUCUAAAAAUCAGAUGUCAAUCAAAUUUUUUCAAAGUAUUUGUUUGUUUUUUUUGCCAGUGCUUCAUUAUGCUAUCAAUGACAUGAGUUUGGAUAGUGAGCAAUCUGCUGAACAUGCUCUUCAAAAAUAGUGGUAAUUGCUUCACCAUUUGUCAGCCUAGCAGUUUAGUGUUUUGUUUAGUUUGGUUGAUGUCUAGUUGAAUUUUCAAUUGAAAUGCUAUGGGUUUGGCACUUUUGUUGCAUUGCAAAAACUAAGAAUUUUAGUUUUUCA